Messenger RNA from Oryctolagus cuniculus (rabbit), 4015 nucleotides. NCBI's taxonomy places the organism in Eukaryota, Metazoa, Chordata, Mammalia, Lagomorpha, Leporidae. The record is from RefSeq and is a predicted model, not a curated record.
ACAGGAAGUCAGUCAGUUAAGCUGUGGCAGCAGCAGCAGCAGCAGCGGCAGCAGCCGCCGCCAAGGCGACCGAGAGGGGACGGGCAGCAGGUCCCCGGGGUGGCGGCCAGCCGGCCGGGGAGGCCCUCGGCCACCAUGGUGCCCUGCUGGAACCACGGCAACAUCACGCGCUCCAAGGCGGAGGAGCUGCUCUCCAGGACCGGCAAGGACGGUAGCUUCCUUGUGCGCGCCAGCGAGUCCAUCUCCAGGGCGUACGCGCUCUGCGUGCUGUAUCGGAAUUGCGUCUACACCUACAGAAUCCUGCCCAACGAAGAUGACAAGUUCACUGUGCAGGCGUCCGAAGGUGUCCCCAUGAGGUUCUUCACCAAGCUGGACCAGCUCAUCGAGUUCUACAAGAAAGAAAACAUGGGGCUGGUGACGCACCUGCAGUACCCCGUGCCCCUGGAGGAAGAGGACGCCGGCGACGAGCCCGAGGAGGACACGGAGAGCGUCGUGUCCCCGCCGGAGCUGCCCCCGAGAAACAUCCCUCUGUCUGCCGGGCCCUGUGAGCCCAAGGAGCUUCCUCUUUUGGUGGAGAAUUCCCGAGCCCCCGAAGUCAGCCGGCCGAGCCUCUCAGAGAUGCUGCUCCAGCGACUGCAGAGUAUGGAUACCAGCGGGCUUCCAGAAGAACACCUGAAAGCCAUCCAGGAUUAUCUGAGCACUCAGCUCCCGCUGGACUCGGAAUUUGUGAAGACGGGCUCCGGAAGCCUUCCUCAUCUCAAGAAGCUGACCACGCUGCUCUGCAGGGAGCUCUACGGAGAAGUCGUCCGGACCCUCCCGUCCCUGGAGUCUCUGCAGAGACUGUUUGACCAGCAGCUGUCCCCCGGCCUCCGUCCCCGUCCUCAGGUGCCCGGGGAAGCCAACGUGGCCAGCAUGGUGGCCAAGCUGAGCCAGCUGACGAGUGUGCUGUCGUCCAUCGAGGACAAGGUCAAGGCCUUGCUGAACGAGGGGCCCGAGUCCUCCCACCGGCGUUCCCUCAUCCCUCCAGUCACCUUCGAGGUGAAGUCGGAGUCUCUGGGGCUUCCUCAGAAGAUGCACCUGAAAGUGGACGUGGAGUCUGGGAAACUGAUCGUAAAGAAGUCCAAGGACGGCUCAGAGGACAAGUUCUACAGCCACAAGAAAAUCCUGCAGCUGAUCAAGUCGCAGAAGUUUCUGAACAAGUUGGUGAUUCUGGUGGAAACGGAGAAGGAAAAGAUCCAGCGGAAGGAAUACGUCUUUGCUGACUCCAAAAAGAGAGAAGGCUUCUGCCAGCUGCUGCAGCAGAUGAAGAACAAGCACUCGGAGCAGCCCGAGCCCGACAUGAUCACCAUCUUCAUCGGCACCUGGAACAUGGGUCCCGGGACGGUCGACAGCCAAGGGCAGAUUGAGUUUCUCAGGUGCUACGCCACAUUGAAGACCAAGUCCCAGACCAAGUUCUACCUGGAGUUCCACUCGAGCUGCCUGGAGAGUUUCGUCAAGAGCCAGGAAGGAGAAAAUGAAGAAGGCAGUGAGGGGGAGCUGGUGGUGAAGUUUGGCGAGUCCCUUCCCAAGCUGACACCCAUUAUCUCCGACCCCGAGUACCUGCUGGACCAGCACGUCCUCAUCAGCAUUAAGUCUUGCGACAGUGAUGAGUCCUACGGCGAGGGCUGCAUCGCUCUCCGGCUGGAGGCCACCGAGACGCCGCUGGCCACCCACACGCCGCUCACGCACCACGGGGAGAUGACCGGCCACUUCCACGGGGAGAUCAAGCUGCAGACGGCUCAGGGCAAGAAGCGGGAGAAGCUGUACGAUUUUGUGAAGACAGAGCGGGAUGACACCAGCGGGCUGAAGUCCCUGAAGAGCCUCACCAGCCACGACCCCAUGAAGCAGUGGGAGCCAGCCAGCAGGGCUCCUCCAUGCAGUGGCUCCAACAUCACCGAAAUCAUCAACCCCAACUACAUGGGGAUGGGGCCCUUUGGGCAGCCAGCACCCCUGCCCGGGAAGCAGACGCUGUCCCCUGACCAGCAGCUCACAGCCUGGAGCUACGACCAGCCGCCCAAGGACUCCUCACUGGGGCCCGGCAGGGGCGAGAGCCCUCCGACACCUCCCUCCCAGCCGCCCCUGUCGCCAAAGAAGUUCUCGUCCUCAGUGGCAAACCGGGGCCCCUGUCUCAGGACGCAGGAGUCACGGCCUGGCGACCUGGGGAAGAGCACAGCCGACGCCUCCGCGCACGAGGACCUGCAGCCGAGCAAGCCGGAGAUGUUCGAGAACCCGCUGUACGGCUCCGUGAGCGCCUUCCCUAAGCCGGCUCCCAGGAAAGAGCAGGAGUCCCCCAAGCCGCUGCGGAAGGAGCCCCCGGCCUGCCCAGACCCGGCGCUCCUGUCGCCCAGCAUUGUGCUCACCAAAGCCCAGGAGGCCGAGGGCAGCAAGGGCCCGGGCAAGCAGGGCCCCGUGCCCUUCCUCAGCCCGGCGCCCCGACUACGCUCCUUCACCUGCUCCUCCUCCGCCGCCGAGGGCAGGCCGGCCAGUGGGGACAAGAGCCAGGGGAAGCCCAAGGCCCCCGCCAGCUCCCAGGCCCCAGUGCCAGCCAAGAGGCCCAUCAAGCCUUCCAGGUCGGAGAUGGGCCAGCAGCCCGCGGCCACGCCGAUACCACCCACCCCAUCCCCAAGGCCACCCCUGCCCAUCAAGAGCCCAGCAGUCCUGCACCUGCAGCACUCCAAGGGCCGCGACUACCGCGAGAACACGGAGCUCCCCCACCAUGGCAAGCACCGGCCAGAGGAGGCGCCGCUCGGCAGGACCGCCAUGCAGUGAAGCCUUGGGAAGCCGCUGGCGUUUCGGGUCAGGAGUCCACAGGAGCAGCAGACGCCACCCACAGCCUCUUCUGAGACCUGCCAGCUCCUCCCACCCAGCUCCCCAGGCCCAGCUUCGUAUUGUUUCAGGAAAGGGCCCAGCUUCUGAGAGGUGCAAGCCGUGGGCUGGCUGCGAGGCUGGGUACCGCGUGCUGAGAGUGGAAGGGAAACACACACCCGCUGGGCAGCGCACACCUGCACGCCGGUCCCCAGCUCCGUCUUGGUACUCGGGACCCCUGCACCUUGUUCACGUCCCCAUAAGAAAGGACCCAAAGCACCGAUUCAAGGGUGGAGAGAUCAAUAAUAAUAAUAAUAAUAUGAAUAUGAAUAAUAAUAAUGGCCACAUGGAUCGAGCACUCACUGUGUGCCACUUGCUUCCAGAACAUUCUGUCGGGACCCCCUCCAGGGCUGAGACUCCAGUCCACUAAGAACAUGCGUCCAAACCCACCAGCUGAGAACUGGGUGUCCUGAGGGGUUUGCACAAAGCAUUAAGAAGGCCAGUGCCCUCCUGGAGCAAGGCCGGGGCUCAACCUUAGGAAGCUGCAUGGUCUGAGCAGCUCAGUGAGGGUACAAAGGGCCUGGCCCUGUCCAGCUCCCCUGAUGCGGCUGCUUUAGCGAAAGCCCAGGGGGCCCGGCCCCUCAGAAGAGGAAGGGUCUGCCUGUUUCUCCAGUUCCUCAGGUGGCAGCUCCAACUCUCCAGCAGAGAGAUCUGGCCACAGCCCGGGGCCAGCCACACCAAGGCCCGUUCCGGGUGUCCGUGCCAGGUUGCCAUGUUCCCCUCGAAGUGGGCAGCCGCCACCAGGCCACGGGCUGAGCCAAGCCCCUGCCACUCACUCUGUCCCAGCGGCAGGCAGCUGCUGCUCCUGAGAGCCCAGCUCUGCAGCCUGGUUGCCUGGUAGGGUGGGCAGCUCGGUUCCGGGCUCCCGAAAUAGAUCAACCUCUGCUUGCUGAGCUCCGUGGCUUCCAACCCUGCUUCCUUGGUGACUAGAAGAAUAGGUUGGUGACAGCUCUUCUUGUACUGCUUUUUGACAUAACAGAGUUAAGGUAGGAAACCCAACCCAGUGUGUUGUGUGUGAGAGUGUGUAUGUGUGUGUGCGUGCAGAGGAGGGUCCAUACCCCAUGUGCUCAGGGGUCUCCAUCUGUGUGACCAAUAAACCAUGCCUUUCUCA